CCUUCGUCUGAUUGCUAUUUUCUUUUAUUGGCAAGGACAUUUGAAUGACUUGUUUACUGUCCAAUCAGUGCAUGGUUUGAAGUCACCCUACUAGCCAAUCCCAGCGCAGGAGGGCGGCACUUGUUGGACAAACUGAUUGGGAAAAACGUCCAGUCUCUUCUCCCAUGGGCGGAGUCUAGAGUAACGUGAGGGACGCGGCAGGCACUCUAUUGAACUUCCACGCUGAAAACAACCGGAUAAUGAGUAAAACAGUCAGUUUACAAAGUUUAAAAUGUAUUAGUGAAUGAAGUUUUGAAGCUCAGUAUGGAUGCAGUCAAUGGGGAAUUAUUGCAGUGGACCUCAGACAGAGUGCGACAGUAACAAUAACUUCGAAUGUGGAUUAUUGUUCAGAGUUGCGGUAUCGACUCUGACUUCAGUCGUGUGUGCCGCUGUGAUGUGGAGAGGAUGGACACAAAGAUCUCAGCCACUCACGAUAUAAGAAACGGACAUUUAUCAUAGAAACUUUUUUUAUGCAAUUGGACAAAAAAAAAAAAACAUUUUUGACGUUGAACGGGCUUUUGAUUUUGUAAGGAAUAAUGUGGAAACCUUGCCCGUUUACACAUCACCCGGCCCUUCUACUUUACAUAGUCUUGGAAAUAUUUAUACACGGUGUCAAAGGUCUUAAUGUUUGCAUGAGCGGCAGCGCCACAUCUUGUGAAGAAUGUCUCCUCAUUCACCCAAACUGCGCCUGGUGCGCGCAAGAGGACUUUGGACAAGCUAGAACUCUCAACUCACGAUGUGACUUUAGCCAGAACUUACAGAAAAGAGGAUGUGAUGCCCCUUUCAUUGAAAAUCCCAGGAGUGGCAGCUCUCUGUUGCUGAGCAAACCUCUGAGCUCCAAAGGUUCUGGGGUGACCCAGUAUGAUGUCAUCCAGAUAUACCCUCAAAAGAUCUCUCUCAGCUUAAGGCCUGGUGACCAGACCUCAUUUGAAGUACAAGUGCGUCCUGUAGAAGACUACCCUGUUGAUUUGUACUACCUGAUGGACCUCUCGCUCUCCAUGAAGGAUGAUCUGGACACAAUCCGCAACCUAGGCACCAAACUGGCUGAGGAAAUGAGGAAGCUUACAAGUAACUUCCGCCUUGGCUUUGGCUCUUUUGUGGAUAAGAACAUCUCACCCUUCUCCUACACAGCCCCCAAGUACCAGGACAAUCCGUGCAAUGG
Sinocyclocheilus grahami is the source of this 1201-nucleotide messenger RNA. RefSeq names its product integrin beta-5-like. The transcript has 4 exons. Gene Ontology annotation, cellular component: integrin complex; focal adhesion; cell surface. The annotation marks the transcript as partial. Gene Ontology annotation, molecular function: integrin binding. The record is from RefSeq and is a predicted model, not a curated record. Gene Ontology annotation, biological process: cell migration; stress fiber assembly; cell-matrix adhesion. Lineage: Eukaryota; Metazoa; Chordata; Actinopteri; Cypriniformes; Cyprinidae.